AUGCCUGGUCGAGUCGCCGCCCGUUCGACAUCUGCGACCACACGGAGGUCAUCCGCACAGCCCUCUGCAUCUGGGCGUGCCGCCUCUGUCACCCCGUCAAUUGCGAUCCCUGAAGAACCCGCACUACCAUCGUCGUCCCCCAAUCUGCGUCGCGAUGUGUGCUCAAUUUUUGUGGACGCUCAGCGAUCUACCACCGGCCACCGAAAGCUUGUGGUGCGUUUGCGCAAGCUCCAGGAGUCGUGUUGCGGCAUCGCCUCCAAGAAAAAUAAUAAGGCCAAAGACCAAGAGCAGGAGGGAUUACAGAUCCCAGGCGAGGAGACUGUCGCCGAAAAAGAGUUUAAUGUUGAGGUCGGCCGUUGUCUCCUCCGAAUUCUUCCAAUCAAGAAGACAGAACCUGUCGGCGAUCGCAUUCUGCGCUUCGUGGGCACUUUCUUGGUUCAUGCCGCAGAGAAGGAUGGCGAGAUGUUUACAUCCAAUGCCGACAAUGAAGAUGAGAUGCAAGUUCUCCCUGAAACCCCAAGUGCACGGUUGACCUCGAGUCUUGUUGGCCUCAUGGUGCCUCUCGUGGCUGCUAAGGAUAAAAUGGUGCGGUUCCGCGCCACACAGAUCAUCGCCCACAUUGUGAAUUCGCUUGAGUCAAUCGAUGACGAUCUCUAUCACACUAUUCGACAGGGCUUGCUGAAGCGCAUUCGUGACAAGGAGUCCUCCGUACGAGUGCAAGCAGUAAUGGGCCUAGGACGACUGGCUGGAAAUGACGAAGAGGACGAUGGCAACGAGGAUAAUUCCACUGCUCUUCUCGAGAAAUUAAUCGAGAUUAUGCAGAACGACACUAGUGCCGAUGUUCGGAAAAAUCUUCUCACCAAUCUUCCACUUGCCCCCGUCACCCUGCCAUAUCUCCUCGAGCGAGCCCGCGAUCUUGAUGCAGCGACCCGGCGAGCGCUCUAUUCGCGUCUCUUGCCCACCCUGGGUGACUUCCGCCAUCUUUCUCUAUCGAUGAGAGAAAAGCUUCUUCGCUGGGGUCUGCGAGAUCGUGAUGAAAGUGUGCGCAAGGCAACCGGCAAGCUCUUCUUCGACCGAUGGGUUGAGGACUGUGCCGGCACCAAUAGUGGGCAAAACGAGGGAGUGACCGGUCAACGCUCUGCUCCCAAUAUCAAUGCCCUGCUGGAACUCCUGGAGAGAAUUGACGUGGUCAACUCCGGAAUGGAAAGUGGCAUCGCCCAUGAAGCAAUGCGCAGCUUCUGGGAGGGCCGUGCAGACUAUCGCGAGGCGGUGGUGUUUGAUGAGCCUUUCUGGGAAUCUCUCACAGCCGAAUCCGCGUUCCUGCUCCGAUCAUUUAAUGACUUUUGUCGCGUGGAGAACGAAGGCAAGUACGACAGUCUUGCGGAUGAGAAGAUGCCCGAAGUGACCGCACUGGCCUACUUCCUCUCUAAGUAUACCACCGAUCUCUUGGAGCGAAAGAGGAUCGCCAAAGAGUCCGGUGAUGCAAAUGAUGACGAUGCCGUCGAGCACGAGUUUAUUGUCGAACAAUUGCUUCACAUUGCCAUUACCCUGGAUUAUAGUGACGAGGUUGGCCGACGGAAGAUGUUCUCUCUCUUACGAGAAUCUCUAGCAGUUCCUGAACUUCCAGAAGAUUGCACCAAGCUUACCAUUGAGGCCCUCCGAUGUGUUUGUGGAGCCGAUGCUGCGGCCGAAAGCGAGUUCUGCAGCGUGGUCCUAGAAGCCAUUGCCGAGGUUCACGACACCAUCACCACCGAGGAUAGCUUCGUGUCUGCCAAGUCUGAAAUCAGCGACGACACCAGCAGCCGUCACCGAUCUGAGACUCCCGCCUCAGAAGAUGAAACUCCCUUCAACAAGGAAGAGGCCAAGGCGAAGAUCGUCCGCGAGAUUGUGGUGAACAUGAAAUGUCUGCAUAUUGCUCAAUGUAUGCUUCAGAAUGUCCAGGGUAGUUUGCAGCAGAACGUCAACCUAGUCACAAUGCUGAACAACCUUGUUGUGCCUGCCGUCCGAAGCCACGAGGCUCCGAUUCGGGAGCGCGGUCUUCUGUGUUUGGGUCUUUGCUGUUUGCUUGACAAGAAUCUCGCCGAGGAGAACAUGACACUCUUUAUUCACUGUUACAGCAAGGGCCACGAUGCAUUGCAAGUAACGGCACUGCACAUUCUCUGCGAUAUGGUCACGACACAUCCCUCACUGCUUACUCCAGUUACUCAGCCGGAUGGUGAGACAGUGACGCCGCCUGCCGUCCAGAGACCCUUGCUCAAGGUGUUUGCCCGAGCCCUUCGAGCCAACUCGCCGCCCAGCGUGCAAUCGGGAGCAGCCAUGGCGUUGUCCAAGUUGCUCCUCACCAGCGCCUUCACUCCUUCUGGACCCAACGUUCCACCCGCCAUCCAGGAACUCAACCAAGCCGCCGUGGAGUCUCUGCUGCAGUCACUCGUGGUGUCCUUUUUCCACCCCCGCACGCGUGAAAUCCCUGCCCUCCGCCAAUCUCUCGCGUACUUUUUCCCUGUGUACUGCCAUUCCCGUGUUGCCAACACCAACCACAUGCGACGUGUGGCUGUUCCGGUAAUCCGUGCCGUCAUCAACGCCGCAGAGGAACACUACUCGCUUGAAGCUGAGGAGGAUAGUGACGGCGAGAUUGAUGAGAGCAUCGGGGAGCGCGAGGUCAAGGCGCUCAUGACUGGUGUUCUUGGAAUGCUUGCUGAAUGGACUGACGAGCGCCGGGUCGUUGGCCUCGGCGGAGAACGUGUUCUGGCCGGUGGAGCUGCCAGCUCCAGCGCCUGCGGGUGGGUGCAUCUCGCAUUGGUCAAGGAUAUCCUGGAGCGAGUGCUCGGUGUCAGUGCUGGCAACAGUCGCUGCACCAAAGAAGAGCGCAAGCUUCUGUUCUCAUUGCUAAGCAAGCUUUACAUUGCCGCUCCCACGGUACCUUCCCGUUCUAGCUCGCGUGCGCCUGAAGGCGAGGAUCAGUUCCGCACCAGCAUCCGCAGCGCCAAUGGGGCUGAAAUUGACGCUGAUAAUGUCCAGCUGGCGCAAGAGGUCAAGGAGCUGUUGGACCAGACCAUCGAAGAGGGACUCGCCGGUGAAGCCUCCAGCCGCAAUGCCUUGGUUAAGGCCAAAAAUGCUGUCCUCAAGAUCCUUGCCGUGGCCCAGGAUGCGCGUGCCGCCAGCACUCGCCCUCGGGAAGGCACCGAGGAUCCUGAGAGUGAUGCUGCCAGUGUCUGCUCCGGUAGUGUGCGUCGCUCUGUGGAACCUACUGGUGCUGCUAGUCGUCGCCAUGUCUCUGUCGAGCCGAGCAUCAUGGAGGAAGAUGAGGGUGACCACGAUGACAGCCGUGUGCGAUCUGGGAGUGUCCGCCCCUCUGUUGAGGGUGAUGCUGCCAGCCGGAACAUGGUCCCUAUGGAACCCAGCAUUAUGGAAGAAGCCGAAGAGGAUGACCACGACACCAGCCGGGGAACUGUGAUCAAGGAUGAGGCUGUUGAUGAGUGA
Messenger RNA from Penicillium alfredii, 3480 nucleotides. RefSeq names its product condensin subunit YCG1. The transcript is spliced from 2 exons. Gene Ontology annotation, cellular component: condensin complex; condensed chromosome. Bases 1 to 3480 code for a protein of 1159 amino acids. The record is from RefSeq and is a predicted model, not a curated record. Gene Ontology annotation, biological process: mitotic chromosome condensation. Lineage: Eukaryota; Fungi; Ascomycota; Eurotiomycetes; Eurotiales; Aspergillaceae.